This is a messenger RNA of Corticium candelabrum, 1042 nucleotides long. RefSeq names its product 33 kDa inner dynein arm light chain, axonemal-like. Gene Ontology annotation, molecular function: dynein heavy chain binding. Gene Ontology annotation, cellular component: filopodium; axoneme. The record is from RefSeq and is a predicted model, not a curated record. Bases 44 to 907 code for a protein of 287 amino acids. The transcript has 3 exons. NCBI's taxonomy places the organism in Eukaryota, Metazoa, Porifera, Homoscleromorpha, Homosclerophorida, Plakinidae.
UCUGUCACCAUAGGGAUCGAGGAACAAGACAAGCGGUAAGACGAUGAUCCCACCGACCGCAUCUCUCGUCAAAUACGACAAUCCCAUCUUAGUCAGUAAGACCGGAGACAAACAGAAGGUAAAAACAGCGAGUCUUGACGUCAACAUGUUCAUUCAUACUCACGCCCCUUUCGCCCCCAUUUCUCCCCAGACGAAACCUCUUACUGGAAAACAAGCAUCAUCAACCAUGGGUGUACAGACUGCUGGUCCUACCGGUCCUGUUCCACCCGCUGCAAAAGGCAAACUUCCGCCGGUAGACAGUCAGAAAGCAUCGCAACAGACCGAGGAGAUCUUGAACUCGAUUUUGCCGCCGAGAGAAUGGACUGAAGCGGGGCAGCUGUGGGUGCAAAGUGUGUCGAGCACACCAGCGACGAGGCUGGAGGUCGUCAAACUUCAGGAAGAACUUGACUUGAGGCUACAUAUCCGUCAGGCUAGAGAGACAGGAAUAUGUCCGGUGAGAAGAGAGUUGUACUCUCAGUGUUUUGACGAACUGAUCAGACAGGUGACCAUCAACUGUGCAGAGAGAGGACUCUUGUUGUUAAGAGUGAGAGACGAAAUACGCAUGACAAUUGCUGCAUACCAGACUCUAUACGAGAGCAGCGUUGCAUUCGGAAUGCGAAAAGCUCUUCAAGCUGAACAAGGCAAAACGGACAUGGAAAAGAAGAUUGCAGAGCUAGAAGAAGACAAACGAGGACUAGAGAAACAGCUAAACGAAGCCAAAGUACGAGCAGAGGCAAUCGAAAAGCGCGAAACAGAAAGGCGGGUUAUCGAAGAAAAGAAGCACGCAGAGGAAAUCCAGUUUCUCAAGCGGCAAGUGCAACAGUACAAGCAACAGCUAGAGGGUAUUGUUGCUCCAAGCAAGAAGUAACAGACAGUGAAAUUGUAAUACGUACGAGGAACAUGCAUUGCACAGUCUGUUAGCAUAGAGUCGUGUAGUGUAUCUCUUAGUAUUAGUGCAUAUAACAUAAUGCUAUCGUUUCAAUAACAAUACAUUGUCACUCUG